UGCACUGUUUAAUGUGAUGCUGCAUUAUAGUUUUGUUAUAAUGGUUUAAAUCAUGUCUAGCCUUGAACGUGAUUAUAUACAUAUCAAAAACAUAAAUGUAACUUCUUUGGCCUUGACGUCUGUAUUCAUUUCCUGUUACAGUAGUGACAAGUCCAUAUGUGGGUUGUACUGUGAUUGCAGAAAGACGUGAUUUUAAAUUACAAGUUAAUUAUACUAGUAGUUUAACUUUUUUAUUUGGGAAUUAAACAGGGAAUUUUACAUAAAACUAAACUUGGUAGUUUAAACAAUGUGAAAGUUGGAUGCAUAAUGUUACAGUGUAGAAGGCAUGUUUUCAUUAAGUUCGAAGAACUUAAAACAGGUGGAAUAUGUUCAUUUUUAAAAUAAGAUAAAUGCUGAAGGAAUCAUAUCACAAGUGUACCACUAAACAGAAACACAUUUUCCUUGUACUUUAUUGGGUAUAAAUCAUAUUAAUUUUUUUUCAGAAUUAUGGCCUGUAAGAGUUAAAGUAUAUAUAGUGUGACCUGGAAUUUAAUCUCUACACAUUGCAUAAAGUUAAAUUUUUAUGCAAGAACCAAACACACAAUGACAUAAAAACAAUAUAGUUUUAAUUGUGCGACCAGGAACUGCCAGCAUGCCACUUACAGCUGAUUCUGAUGCACCAGAAAGCCGGAGUGUAACAGACAGUGUUGGUAGUCAUAGUGAUGCCUCAGGGCACACUACAGUCACAUCUCAUCAAGUACAGAGACCAAGAAUGGAUGUGGUGUGUGUUAUUGAUGUGCACCAGCCAGAACAUCUGGCGCACAGAAAGCGGGCUUUGGAAGAAGUACGACAGGCUUGUGUUUUGGUGAAUGCCAACAUGAACCAUAUCCAGUUUGAGAAACUUGAUUUUGGUGAGACAAAUGUGUUGGAUACAUUCUACAAUGCGGAUGUUGCAGUGGUCGAUUUAUCUGUUCAACUUCAACAAAGUGCCUUAUUCUAUCAUCUUGGUGUACGUGAGAGUUUUGGGAUGAAAGAGAACAUACUUCUCUAUAAUGAUUAUGAUACAGAAGCAACACUGAGACUGAAGUUAUCUUGUGGCAGCUAUACAUUUGUGUCUUACCGGUUGGUGGAUUGUGGGACGUGUGUCACCACAAACCCAACCCCAGUAAGUGUACCAGGAGUUGAGAAUCCAGUGGACCCUAAGCAGCAUCUCACCAUCAAACUGAAGAAGUUGUUACAAGAUGUUGAGGUGCAGUCCAAGGCGCACAUGAAGGAGAAGUUUCUGUCAGACUUGCGUAAGGCGAGAGAGCUGUAUUCUGGUGAUGAGUUAGCGAAGGCUCUUCACAACAUGAGGAAACGAUUGGAUGACCCCAAUGUCCUAUCUGGAGAAGUGGUACUAAAUGUUCUCAUUUCAUUCAGAGAAAUUCAGGAUUAUGAUGCCAUGGUGCAGCUGGUUGAUGAUCUGAAAACAAUUCCCAAUAAAAAGAAUUACAUCAGUACACCAGCCAUAAGAUAUCUCUAUGCAUUUGCACUGAACAGGCGGAACAAGGAAGGAGAUCGGGAGAAUGCUCUCCGUGUCAUUGAGAAAGCUCUAGAAAAAAAGGAGAAUCAUGUUCCUGAUAUGUUGUGUCUGUGUGGUCGAAUUUACAAGGACAAAUUUGUAGAAUCACGCCAUACAGAUGAAGACAGCCUCAGAAAUGCAAUCCGCUGGUACCGGAAGGGUUUUGAAGUACAGCCUAAUGAAUACGCUGGUAUUAACUUGGCAACAUUGCUAGUUAUUGCAGGCAAUGAGUUUUCAAAAUCAGAAGAACUUCAGCAUAUAGGUAUGGUGCUGAAUAACUUGAUAGGAAAGAAAGGCAGUUUGUCCUCCUUACAAGACUACUGGGAUGUUGCUACCUUCUUUGAAAUCAGCGUUCUCGCUGAAGACCAUGCUAAAGCAAUACAGGCAGCAGAAUGUAUGUUUAAAUUAAAACCCCCUAAUUGGUACCUGAAAUCAACAAUAGGCAACAUUUCAUUGAUAGAUCGUUUUCGCAAAAAUGAAGAGUCAGAAGCAUCUCCAGAACAACAGGUGUUUCAGUUUUGGGUAGAGUACUUUGUAGAAGCAACCAAGGCUGAAGUUGGGGACUGUAUACGCUUUCCUAUGCUGGUUCUAGAACCAACAAAAAUCCUCAUGCCUAGCUAUGUUAAUGUAAAUCUGGGGGCUGAAGAGAAAUCAGUCCAGAUUUGGAACUUGUGCUUGGACAGUAUGAAAGGGAACUGCCGGCAGGUUCAUGACUGGCUCUUCACAGCCAGCAUGAUUCGUAGUGUGAGUUUGUAUAAGCGUGACGAGAGGUGCCUCUUCCUCUAUGUCCACCAAAACUCGGAUGAUUUUCAAAUGUUCCUACCAUCAGUCCAGUACCGGCAAAGAUUCUACAAUCUCAUUCUUGAGAUGACAGCUGAUCAGGAAGGGAUGGUCACAGAUUUAGACUCUGAUCCAUCAACUGAUCAAAUGAAGUUUGAGUAUGAGUUGGAUGAUGUGGGGAAGAGGAUUGUCUUGGGAAAAGGCACGUAUGGAGUUGUAUAUGCAGCCAGAGAUUUAAAUACUCAAGUUAGAAUUGCUGCCAAAGAGAUUCCUGAGAAGAAUCUUGGUGAUGUUCAGCCAUUACAUGAGGAAAUCAAACUUCAUUCCCAGUUGAGACAUCGAAAUAUCGUGCAGUAUCUGGGCUCUGUCUCUGAAGGAGGAUUCUUCAAAAUAUUUAUGGAACAAGUUCCUGGAGGAAGUUUGUCAGCCCUCUUGAGGUCCAAAUGGGGUCCACUGAAGGAAAAUGAGUCUACCAUAUCGUAUUAUACAAAACAAAUAUUAGAGGGCUUAAAGUAUCUUCAUGACCAGAAGAUAGUACACAGGGACAUCAAAGGUGACAAUGUGCUGGUAAACACGUAUAGUGGAGUUGUGAAGAUUUCUGACUUUGGAACAUCAAAAAGGUUAGCUGGCCUCUGUCCAAGCACAGAAACCUUCACUGGAACAUUACAGUACAUGGCUCCAGAAGUGAUUGACAAAGGCCAGAGAGGUUAUGGUGCUCCUGCUGAUAUUUGGUCACUUGGAUGUACGGUUGUGGAAAUGGCCACAGGGAAACCUCCAUUCAUUGAACUGGGAUCUCCACAAGCUGCAGUCUUCAAAGUGGGCUAUUAUAAGAUCCAUCCAGAAAUUCCAACAGAACUUUCAGAGAAGGCCAAGAAUUUCAUUUUAUGUUGCUUUGAAGCAGACCCAGAUAAAAGAGCAACUGCUGCAGAAUUGCUGGAGGACACCUUUUUGACCGAAAAGAAGAAACCAUCUCGGCUUGCAGCCCCUCAGGAGUUCAGUCGUAGUAUUUCUGUGCCUGCAGACAGAGUGGGAGGACGCUAUGAUAGAACUACUAAUCAUACUACAUGUCAUGGCCAGAAUUCUCCAGACGAAAUUAGUGCAGGCUUCAGUACUAAGUCGAACCCUGUGAGUGCACGGGGUCCCUCUCUGCUCUCCCCCAUCAGCAUGCCUGCAGCUCUAUCCUUUUCCAGCUUAACCACUACCUGUGAGACAGACCCAGAAACACCCAGUAUUACAAGACGGAGUUCCUCUGGUGGUCUUCUCUCACCCGAGGUGGAUCUGAGCCCAGGGGCCAAAGGACCUGGGGGAGCCCCUGUGUUGGGUGAGGCAGCAGAACAUGAUGGCUUCUACUUGCUGAAGAAAGACUCUCAGCGGCGAAUGACCCUUUCUAGGGUCCUCAGCCAAGAUGAACAUAAGAUUUGUGAGGUGUGGAUGAAGAACAUUCAUCGGGAUGUUGGUGAAACAGUCCUCACAAUGUCCCACCUGGAGAUAGUGAUGCGGGGAAUGAAGGAUUACAUUUCUGAUCAAAAUCGGGAAGUAAUUGAAAGUGCUAUCCACACGCUGAAGGAAGAGCUGGACUUUGAUGCAGCUGCUAUUAGCCAGCUCCACUUUGCUAUCUACCUCUUUCAAGAGUCUGUGAAUGUUGUGUUACGACUUCACAGCAUCAAACCUCAUUGGAUGUUUGCACUGGACAACCUGGUCCGAAAUGCUGUUCAGGCAGCUAUCACUGUGUUAUCUCCUGAGCUUGGAGCGCACUUGGGAGGACAGGAUCAUCCUGAUGGGCCAACAGGGGAGCCAGCAGAGGAGGACUCCAAAUCUGGAGUUUCGACUGUAAACUCGAAUAAAUCACAGAAGACUGUUGACAGCUUUCCUAGUUCAGCCAAGUUCCAAUUGGAGUAUAGAGAACAGAUGGGCAUCCUAAAAGCUGAGAACAUGAGGUUACUACAGGAACUGCUGGAUAGUCAGCGCACCUACCAGGCCCUCCUCAAGCAAGGCCUAGAAGAGCACAAACUUCAGAUCCAAGUAUUAUCUCAAAUGAUGCAACAGUUGAACUUGGUCACUGGUGGAUCGAAAUCCCGCACAGACACUGGCUACAGUUCCCAGCAGUCUGGGUGCUCCUCUACCGAAGGUGCAGGUCAUAUGAGUCUCCUUCCACAGAUCAGCAUCACUGAUAGCUCAGCUGAUCCGAAGCUUAUUGAGUGGCUUCGAAGUCUGCAUCUUGAUCAGGGUUCUGUUGAUAAGUUCCUGUUUGAAGAGUACUGCCUUGAUGAUGUUUUGCUGUAUCUUACCCGUGAGGAUCUCAGAAGGUUAUAUCUCAGGGGUGGAGUUGAACUGCGGGUGUGGAAAGCUGUGUUAAAAUGGCGACGAGAACACCGAUCACCCUCAAACUCUGAUCAUGCAGGAAAGAAUCACAGCUCUUCAGUAGAUGAUGGGUUUUGUUGUGGAACGUAUUUAUUUCUCAUUGCACUUCUGGUAUUGUAUCUGUUACAUUUUUCUGCUUCUUCUUCAUCAGUGGAUAAGUCUUCAUAAUAGAGAAAACAGAUUGUUUCUCACACAAUUUUUCCCCCCACAGUAGAUCUGUCAAAGUUAAAGCAGGAAGAAUUUAAGAGUGAGAGUUAGAAAAGAGAAUAACAUAACCCAUGACUUUUAACAAGUUCUCUGUCUUUUUCACUGAAUAAUCAGUUGACAAAGAAGUGGUUAUAUAUGCAUAGGUAUGUAUGCUGGACAACUCUACUUGAAAGGUUUGUGGGAUAAUGCCUUUUGUGCUGGGAUGAAUCUAGGCUUGUGCAGGCUUGCAUGGGAGAAGUUAGACAUAUAUAUAUAUAUAACAGUAUCAUUGAUUUUAUAUUAGUUAAAGAUUUGUUUGAGAGUUUAGAAUUCCCAUAACAUAAAGCACUUGGCAUACAAGACUUUAUAUGUGGCUGAUACUUAUCCUCAGUUU
Messenger RNA from Cryptotermes secundus, 5261 nucleotides. It is a transcript of the gene Ask1, whose product is annotated as mitogen-activated protein kinase kinase kinase 15. The record is from RefSeq and is a predicted model, not a curated record. Bases 632 to 4849 code for a protein of 1405 amino acids. Gene Ontology annotation, molecular function: ATP binding; protein binding; protein kinase activity. Lineage: Eukaryota; Metazoa; Arthropoda; Insecta; Blattodea; Kalotermitidae. The transcript is spliced from 29 exons. Gene Ontology annotation, biological process: MAPK cascade; protein phosphorylation.